UGAUUCCGGCCAGGAUCAACGCACGUCGCUGUGAAAUAAAGAAAACCGACGCCGAAAAAUCUUUAUAUCAUAUCGUCCACCAUUUAAGAAAUUUCUACGGAAGUUACAACUCUAGAACAGAGAAAUAAUUUGAAAAGUUUACGGCUCAUUUCAGGGAUGCUAGGAGUGAGGAGUAUUGCUGUUCAAUUUCUGCCAUUUUAAGCAUAGAAACUGAAACAUGACGCAGUAUUUGCCUCCGAAUUUGUUGGCUCUGUUUGCUCCACGCGAGCCCAUUCGCUAUCUUCCUCCUCUUGACAAGCUGCCUGAGGAGAAAAGAACCGACGGUUACAGCGGAAUAUCAAGCUAUGUACAACUCUUUGAGGAUCCGGCAGAUACCCCUCCACCAGCCCGAGGAGAAACAAGAGAAGAGAAACGUCUUCGCAAGAUGAAGGAGAAGGAGGAGAUGUGCAAGCAAAAGCUCGAGAAUGAAGUUGAAGAAUGGGAUGCCCAUAGUAACGCAAGUGCGACAUCCAAUGCCUUCAAGACACUCUUUAUAGCCCGUGUGAACUACGAUACCACAGAGUCUAAGCUGAGAAGAGAGUUUGAAUCCUAUGGUCCUAUCAAAAUGAUCAGCAUUGCCCAUGACAUCAACACAGGGAAGCCUAAAGGAUAUGCUUUCAUCGAGUAUGCCCAUGAGAGAGAUAUGCAUUCUGCCUAUAAGUACGCUGAUGGUAAGAAGAUUGACAGCCGUAGGGUUCUGGUAGAUGUGGAGAGGGCUAGGACUGUCAAGGGAUGGACACCAAGAAGGCUAGGUGGUGGUUUGGGAGGGACGCGUAGAGGAGGACCAGACGUGAACUCCAGGCAUUCAGGCAGAGAUGAUCCAUCUGGAAACAGGGAAAGAGAACGUGAACGGGAACGGGAGGACGAAGAAAGUGAUCGCCGUGAAAGAGACGAACCAGAACGUGACCGUGAAGAGAUAGAGAUCGCGAGAGGAGACGUGACAGAGGGGAUCGCGGCGAUCGUGGGGAUCGAGGUGAUCGUGGUGACCGAGGUGAUCGUGGGGAACGAGGGAACGACGAGACAGAGGAGAAAGAGGAGAAAGAGGAGACCGCGAGCGCAGGAGGAGAGGUGAAAAUGAAGAGCGAGAGAAGGAUCCUGAACGGGAUCGCGACAGGGACCGCGAGCGUGACCGUGGUGGACGACGUGACAGAGACCGCAGUGAGCGGGGCGAGCGGGAUCGUGAUCGCGG
Molecule: messenger RNA, 1228 nt
Organism: Strongylocentrotus purpuratus (purple sea urchin)
Lineage: Eukaryota; Metazoa; Echinodermata; Echinoidea; Camarodonta; Strongylocentrotidae
Gene: snrnp70
Product: U1 small nuclear ribonucleoprotein 70 kDa
Exons: 8
Coding region: 218-1111 (297 amino acids)
Biological process (GO): mRNA splicing, via spliceosome
Cellular component (GO): U2-type prespliceosome; precatalytic spliceosome; U1 snRNP
Molecular function (GO): U1 snRNA binding; mRNA binding
Source: RefSeq, a predicted model, not a curated record